AUGAAAUUACAGCAAUGGGAUUUAGACUUGUUGAUUAAUGAAAAGUUCGAAUUAUCUCACUUUCAUUUACUAAGAUCUGUAGGGAAAGGUGCUUUCGGCAAGGUCCGUGUAGUACAACACAAACAUUCCAAAAUACUAUAUGCUCUAAAGUACAUCAACAAAGCGAAAUGUAUCAAAAUGCGAGCCGUAGAAAAUAUUGUGCAAGAGCGUCGAUUACUCGAAGAGAUCGAGUACCCGUUAGUGUGUAAUCUGCGAUACGCAUUUCAAGAUGACGAAAAUAUGUUUAUGGUGUUGGAUUUGAUGUUGGGCGGGGACCUGCGGUUUCAUUUGGACCGGCAAGGGCAUAUGAAGGAGGAGGUGGUGAAGUUUUAUGUAGCGGAAGUGAGUUUGGGGUUACAUUAUUUACAUACGAAAAAGAUUGUGCAUCGGGACCUUAAACCUGAUAAUGUAUUGUUGGAUGAAAAAGGUCAUGCUCAUUUAACAGAUUUUAAUAUCGCGGUUCAUUAUACGGAAAAGAAACCGCUCACAUCGAUUGCGGGAUCUAUGGCUUAUAUGGCUCCUGAGGUGCUAACAAAAAAGGGUUAUUUUGACUCGGUUGAUUGGUGGUCAUUGGGAGUUGUGAUGUAUGAAUUGCUUUUUAGUAAGCGACCAUUUCGAGGAAAGAGCAAUACUACACUCACACAAGCUAUUCUACACGAUCCUAUUCAAUUUCCCGAGAAUGUUUUGGAAUUAGUUUCCGCAGAAUGUAUUGAUUGUCUGUCUAGGUUUUGCGAACGUGAUAUUUCGAAGCGACUUGGAUGUGGACCAAAUGGAAUCGAAAAUAUAAAGAGACAUCCGUGGUUCAGCGAUAUUGAAUGGGAUCGGCUUGAUACAAAACAAGCAAAAGCUCCAUUUAUACCAGAUUCAAAAAGAGCAAAUUUCGAUGCAACCCAUGAACUCGAAGAACUUUUACUCGAAGACAAUCCGCUUAAAGCAAAAAAACGCGCAAAUCCGAACCAAGAUCUCAGUGAACUAUCAAAAGAGAUGCGAAUGAUGGAAGAAAAAUUCUUGAAUUACGAUUUCACAAAAAUGCGACGACGAAGUUAUUUCACCGGUCUCAAUAAUGAUAACAGCAUGACGAUGAUAAGCGAAAAUAGUCACAUUGACGGUAGUGUUGACGGUACAAGAGGAAGCAAGAGACGAAGGAGCGGAAAUCGAAGUAGUGUUAGCUUGAUGGCGGUGGGUGAACGAGGAGCAAGUACAUCGUCAUCAAGUUCACUUACUAAUGUUAAUGUGAAUUUUGAUCUUGAUCAACCGACAAUCAUUAAUAAUAUGCCAUCAGUUUUACCCACUCCACCUCCUUCCGCAAAACUUUCUUCUUCAGCUCGAAAUGAUUAUGAACUUUUUUCCGCCCACGCCGUCGCUACCUUUGAGAAUAAUGCAGAUAAUCCUCAGUUAAUGGAAAAAAUAAAUAAGGGAGAAUGGUUAAAUGAACGACCAGCAUCGCCACAAAAUCGAGAAAGAAGAUCCACAUUGGCACUUGCCGGACUAGUAACUAAUGGACGAUCAAGUCCAAUAGUAUCAAAUGAUUCUGAUUACUUCUCAAUGAAACCUUUUCCCCCUACAAGUGCAACUAGUCAUAUUUCUCCUCCGGGUUCAACAGCACCUUCAAUUACUGAAAGCCUUAAACGUGCACCAUCCCCGCUAUCAACAAUCAAUACUAAUCACACGUCAAUCAAAUCAUCCAUCGUUUCACCUACUACAUCAUUAACUCCACCACCGCGGAUUCAAUCACCUACUACAAUAAUAGCUCAAGUGACAUCACCACCAACUCUAACAUCAUCUUCAUCCAAUUCUUCAUUUAAUAGCAGACCUCGAAAUGUAUCCAGUUCAUCCUCAUUAAAAAGACUUAGUCUGAUAUCAUCAUCAUUUACACCUCCAAUUCCUUCUUCAAUUCCUACUCCUGUUGUAAUGUCAUCCAUCACAUCGCCAACUUCUACAACAAGAAUGCAUACAUUAUCGCCACCAGCUACAAGUAAACGUCCACCAAUAUUAGAUUCCCUAGAUUAUAUUUCAUCAACAUCGACAGAAACUGUAACAGUUACCGUUAAUCCGAAACAACUUUGGUCAGCAGGUGAUUUCGGUGAAAGUGCUGCAACUACUACGAAUGCGUCCACAACAACAAGCGGCUCAGCUGGAAGUAGACUUUCGUCUGAGAUUAGUGUUGGUAGAUCACGUGGUAGUGGACAUUUUCGUACUGCGAGUGAUGUUAGUAAUGGAUCGGGUGCUUUGAGUGCAGUUGGAGUACCAGUGGGUCUUUAA
Molecule: messenger RNA, 2301 nt
Organism: Ambispora gerdemannii
Lineage: Eukaryota; Fungi; Glomeromycota; Glomeromycetes; Archaeosporales; Ambisporaceae
Source: the annotation of a GenBank genome assembly